This is a messenger RNA of Leptidea sinapis, 2560 nucleotides long. RefSeq lists its product as uncharacterized. The coding region runs from base 107 to 955 and encodes 282 amino acids. Gene Ontology annotation, molecular function: protein binding. The transcript is spliced from 5 exons. The record is from RefSeq and is a predicted model, not a curated record. NCBI's taxonomy places the organism in Eukaryota, Metazoa, Arthropoda, Insecta, Lepidoptera, Pieridae.
GUCUUAAUCUCUCACUGUAUUUCGUCCGAGUCGUUGCUAGUUUCACGAUACUUUUUAUAUGUUUUAAUCGUGAUUAUAUUACAGUUAAAUAAGAAUAAUUAUAACUAUGACUCUUAAAAUAAAUGCCGAAACUAAUUAUGGUGAUAGCGAGCCAUGCGUCGCUGCGUGGAGCAAUAAAUUGUUUGUGGGCACAGAAAAUGGAUUUAUUGCCUCUUUUAACCCGGAUUUAUCUCCAGCCACAAAAUGGGCAGCUCACGAAGUUCAAAUAUUUGCACUAGCUGCAAAUGAUUCUAGCGUCUUCUCCGCUUCAAAUGAUGGCAACAUAAGAGUAUGGAAUACGAAUGGUGAAAAAAUCAAAGAGAUUCCAACAUCUGGUUCAGAUAUUGAAUCUUUAUUUAUCCAUGGAAAAAAUUUAUAUUCAGGAGAUGAAGCAGGAAACGUGUUUGUUUUUGAGAAUAAUGAGCCAAAAGCCGCUUACAGUGUAUUAGAAGAAGUAAAAGAUAUCAAAGUGAACCUACCCUAUAUGUUCACUGCUCGAGACCUUUACGUUACCGUAACGGAAAUUAAACCUGAAGAAUCAAAAGAUCGUUUCGUCACUCGGCAUGUAAUGGAAGGACGAGCUCCGUUAGCCCUGCUACAGCCAUAUCUUCUGACGGUGGCCAGAGGUGGUUAUAACUUGCAAUUACACGAUUUAUCUUUUGAAUCAAGAUUUAAGAAGCUUCAUGAAAUUAAGGCAAGCGACAUGAUAGUAACGUCUCUGUCAGCAAUUGACACAUUUGCGUGGACUGGAGGCUGGGACGGUAUAGUUCGCCGUUGGAAGAUAGCGGAUAACAAGAUAGAAGCAGCUGGAGAAAUCAAUCUUGGAUGUUGUGUUAAUGCGUUAGUUGCAACCACAGCCGAAGAUGCCUAUGCCAUCCUGACAGGAGGACGAAUAGUUCAUGUUAAAUCAGAAUAAGAUCUCAACUAUCGUCUGUUUAGAAUCUAGAAUAAUCUAACAUUUAUGAAAUCUGAUGGCACCUCUUCACAAUCGGCGAUUAGACGCGAGCACGAUCGAAUGGAGGGCUUAUUCGCUUCUAGUCGCCGAUCAUCGUCAUAGUGAUCGUCGGUUUUUCGGGCACGCAUCAAAGGGAAUUCGCGUGUAGUUGCGUGCGCGUGCCCACACGAUCGCCUGUCAUUUUUUCACUGGAAGACACUGGACAGUAAGCGAAGCCAUGCGUACUUCGCCUCGUCGCGUUGUUUUCUUUUCCUUUUAUUUACAUAGCGCAAGUGCGAUACAGUGACUACUGAUUGGUCAAAUGAAGAAACAUUUAAAUUCAUAGAACUUUAUCAGAACUACCCAGAAAUAUGGAAUCCCAAACAUAAAUAUUGUAUACUGAAAUUAAUUGAUUGGUAGCAGCAGCUAUAAACUCCACACGUCCAUCUUGAAGGACUGCUGCUCAAUAAAUGAUCACGGACGAUCGUGUGGAUGCUUACACGAUGAUCAACGAUUUACUUGCCGAUGACAGACGAUUAUACAAGUAACGAUCAUCGCCGAUAGUGGAGAGGAGGCAUGAAACCAACCAUCAUGUAUAUACACCGCCUGGUAGUCUCUUCCCACAACAGCCUAAGACUACGUCACCAAGAUACGUGUUACUAUUGAUUGUCCUUUUCAGUAAAUUUAGUUACGUCCUCGUUGAAUUAAUGAAAAUAAAAUAAAUUACUAACUAGCUUAACUAAUUAGUAAGUCGUGUGAUUCAUCUAUUUAGAUUUAAAUCAACUUACGUAUUGAAUUGUUGGUUUAUAAUUGCUUAAUUAAGAGAAAAAAAUACGGGUUGGAGUGCCGGCAGAAGUGAAAACUUGAACAUUAACGUUGUGCAGUUUUGAAUAAUUUGGAAUGGUAAGGGAAUAAUUUUGCACGAAUUGCUUUAUUUAUUAAUAUAAAAGUACUAGCAUUAAUGUGGUUAAAUACAAUAUUAAUUUGUUGCACUAUCGUACACAAAAUUGACAAUUUAAAUUACAUUCAAAAUUUUAACAAUUCAGAUCUAUUACAAUUAUUUUACCUUAAAAAGUUUAUCUCUCAGAAAAAUCAACUUUCAUCCAUUAUUUCAACGACCGUCUUACGAAUUUUCGAUCAUGUCACGUGUCCUGACGCGAGUUUAACAUUUUAUACACAUACCCAAGAAGUUUUCACUUCAAAAACACAUUUUUCUGGGGUAAUUCAAUCACACACAGUGGUAAGACAUCGCAUUGACAAGACGUGUCAUACUAACAGCUCACCAUUUCAUUCACUGACCUUUAUAAAUAUAGUUCAUCGCUAGUCGCGUGGCUCAUUUAUAGCGUUGUUUCACUUGAAAAUUGUUCGAGAACCGCAUCGCAACUGAUGACGUAUUCUUAGCCCAAUCACGUGACCCAACUGUCACGGGAAGAAAAUACCAGGUGGAGUAUAUUAUUACAUAAUAUACUGUACCAUGAAACCAGCGAUUUUUUGUUCGGUAUUUCAAACAUUUUGUCGUGUUUACUUUUGAGUUCUGUUUCGAUAUUUGUAUUUUUAUAUUUUUGAGUAAAUUUUGUAUCAACUUAA